AGGGUCCUCAACCUCAUAUUGUUAUGUGCUGCAGGAGAAGAACCCCAGGACGGAAAUCGAAGUAAACCCACCAAAACCUCCUACAACGCUACUUUCUCUUCUUCUUCUUCUUCUUCUUCUUCUUCUUUCACACACAGCAUCAGAAAGCAGCGCAAGAAGGAACGAGUCGAGGUCGUGGAUGGCGACUCAGCUUCCCGAUGAUUUCAAGUGUCCGAUUUCAUUAGAGAUAAUGUCCGACCCAGUCAUCCUCUCUUCUGGUCACACCUUCGACCGAUCUUCUAUACAGCGGUGGUUAGACACCGGCAACAGGACCUGCCCUAUCACAAAACUACCCCUCCCUCAGCACCCCUCGCUCAUCCCAAACCACGCUCUCAGGAGCCUUAUUUCCAACUUUACCCUCUCAUCCCCUCCAAAGCCGGAAUCUUUGCCUGAACCCCAGGCCAUAAUCUCCAUUCUCACCUCUCCAUUUUCUUCUAUCGACUCCAAACUUGACUCGCUCAACCAACUCAACCCUCUCUCUAAGAGGAACCCCGCCUUCCGUCAGAGGUUAACGGAUUCUGGUGUUGUUUCCGCGGUUCUUAAUUGCGUUGGUUCCCUUGAUCCCAAUAUCAAAGAAUCCGCGCUUUCGCUUCUGUUGAACCUUAGUUUGGAUGACGAUAACAAGGUGGGCUUGGUUGCUGAAGGAGCAAUUGCGCGUGUCGUUUCUGCUUUGCAAGGUGGGACACCCAACUGCAAGGCCCUUGCGGCCACUAUGCUCACGAGUCUUGCCGUUGUGGAAGUUAACAAGGGGACGAUCGGUGCCUACCCAUAUGCGGUUAGAGGUCUAGUUACCCUCCUUCGGGACGGGAACGGGAGGGGAAAGAAAGAGGCAGCCACUGCGCUUUACGCCUUAUGUUCCUUCCCUGAUAACCAGAGGAGAGCUGUAGAAUGUGGGUCGGUGCCAAUUUUGGUCGAAAUGGCCGAUUCCGGGGUCGAAAGGGCUGUUGAGGUUCUCAGCCUGUUGGCCAAAUGCAGAGAAGGUAGAGAAGAAAUGGAAAGACUCGAUGGUUUUGUCGGGGUUUUAGUUCGGGUGUUGCUCAAUGGUAGUCCACGCGGGGUACAGCACGCUCUCUCCACGUUGAAUUCACUCUGUUCUUGUAAUGAAGGAAUGCGUUGGCAGGCGAAGAGAGAGGAGAUUGAAGAAAUUUGUUUGGGAUUCCUGGAAGAUGAGAAUGAGAAAAUUAGAAGAAAUGCUUCAAGUUUGAUUCAAGCUCUGCAGAGGUGUCAGUUGACGGGUUGAUUUGAGUUGGGUUCUGUUAAGGGAGAUUUUUGUGGGAGGUGAAGUGAAAGAUAUCUUUGUUUUGGGGGGGCGGGGAGUAUCGGUCUUCCAUUCUUCUUCAUCGUCUCUGGUCCUUAGUUCUCCUCCAUUAGGAUAGAUAGUCAAUGUAAAAAAAGGGAAAGAAAAGAAGGAUUAGAUUUUUGGUGGGGCUGGGGGUUGGUUCUUUUGUAUCAUGUACAUUCUUAAUAAACAUGAGUUCUUUGUUUUCGUUGUUUAUA
This is a messenger RNA of Nelumbo nucifera (sacred lotus), 1536 nucleotides long. Lineage: Eukaryota; Viridiplantae; Streptophyta; Magnoliopsida; Proteales; Nelumbonaceae. The record is from RefSeq and is a predicted model, not a curated record.